Rubroshorea leprosula is the source of this 1352-nucleotide messenger RNA. NCBI's taxonomy places the organism in Eukaryota, Viridiplantae, Streptophyta, Magnoliopsida, Malvales, Dipterocarpaceae. The record is from the annotation of a GenBank genome assembly.
GACCUGUAUGUAUGGUUUAGACUCUAGAUAUGUCUUCAAUUAGACCUUGGCCACCUUAGCUUUAUGCCCGCUUAAAAGUGUGAUGGAAGCUGACUUAUUUUUUAUGUGGAAAUGUGAUGCAUAUAUGUUUGGUUGUAGUACAAUACCAAGGAUAGCUCAGUGAGACUUGCUUAUGAAGCCCAGCCUCUUCCAAGGGCCAUAGCUGCCCUUUCUAGGGAAACUAUUGUCAAAGUUGCUUGUGGAACAAACCAUACAGUGGCUGUCGACAAAGAUGGUUAUGUUUACACGUGGGGCUUUGGUGGUUAUGGAAGGCUUGGACAUAGAGAACAGAAAGAUGAGUGGGUCCCACGUCGUGUUGAAGUUUUUACCAAGCAUAAUGUUCUGCCUCCUAAUGCGGUUGUUUCAGCUGGUUCUGUGAAUUCUGCAUGUACUGCAGGUGGUGGGCAGUUGUACAUGUGGGGCAAAAUAAAGAAUACUGGUGAUGACUGGAUGUAUCCUAAACCUCUCUUGGAUUUAAGUGGUUGGAAUCUACGCUGCAUGGAUUCAGGCAGUAUGCACCAUUUUGUUGGUGCUGAUUUCUCUUGCAUAAGUUGGGGGCAUGCUCAGUAUGGAGAGCUCGGAUAUGGUCCUAAUGGACAAAAAUCUUCAGCUGUGCCUAAGAAGGUUGAUAUUCUGGAGGGCAUGCAUGUCAUCAAUGUUGCAUGUGGUUUUGGCCUCUCCAUGGUCAUUGUUGAUAGAACUAACGUUGGAGACAGACUCGAACAGCUUGACAUAUAUGACGGCAAACCUGCUGGUGAAGCAGGGAGCGAGGAACCAGUGAGCAAUAGUCCAAUCUCUAAGCAAAAUAAUAGAAAAGGUGGUACUAAGGCAUCCAGUGACACAAAGAAGCGGAAGAAGUCAAAGAAGGUCUCUGAUUCAGAAGAUGAAGAGGACGAUGAGAGUAGUGACGAGGCGAGUGACAGCAGUGAAGAACAGUCCAAUGGGCAGGCUGAGCAGAAGAGGCAGCGUGUCAGGGGUCGAGGUAAAGGCCCUAAAAAAACGCCACGGGGAAAAGGUAGUGGGCGUGGAAGGGGUCGCCCACCUUCUUCUAGUAAAAGUGUGCAAUCCACUUCGGGGAAAAUCGGUAAGAGAGGACGGCCCCGGAAGUCAUAAGUUUUAUAUAUCCCCAUUAAAAUGGGAAAUUUUGUUCUCUCCUUGCAGAGAAGGAAGUGUACUUUUUUCCAUACGUCUGCUGUUGUAUUUGCAUUAUCAAAACGGAAUUGUUUUCAGGUACUGAUCUUCAGCCCCCCAAAACGUUGCUUUCUUGAUGAAAACAUUCAUGAAGCUACAUUUGAAUUGUCAGUAAAAUUGAG